UUUUUGUUUUGUUUUUGCUCUUGAAGUGUCUCCCUUGCUGUAAAAUAUAAAGAACAUCAACUAAACACUCACACAUCGCAGGGUAUACUCUUCAUCCUCUUGUGUGUGUGUUAGUGCCUUCGCGUUCCCUGGGGCAGUCCUUGUGUAUGCCUGUGUUUGGAAAGGGCAGGCUGGCACGCGGUUUGUAUGUGUGUGUGUUUGUGUGUGUGUGUGUGUGUGUGUGUGUCGGAGUGCCGCGGUGCCAGUGUGUCUAGUGGCGGUGCGGCGAGCGGGCGGGUGGCUGCUCCGUCCCUGUGUGUCAGUGGCUGCCGGGCGCUGGCGACGCGUGCAGGUUCCUUUGAGGUGUAAUUAACUAAACGUGACGUGAGACAAUACCAAGUGAAGGAAAAUAAGAAAACUCAUAACGAGAAAACCCUAAUCUUAAGGAGGAAAAGCAAAGAACGAAAAGAACCUCAGGUGAGUUGUGCAAUAACUUUGUGGAAAGAAAAGAACAGUUAAGAGAUAUAAUUUUAAGAAGAAAAGUGAUAAUCUUGACGGUUUUUUUUUAUGUUCUGAAACGGUGUGACGCAGCAAAAGUGAAAAUCCUAGUCUUAAGAAGAGAAAAACACAAACAAGGAUCUGAAAGUCUGUUUUCCUUCAUAUCUUAUAGUGAAAAAAUAUCUUAAUCCUUAAAUAUAAAAAAGAAAAUAACCUGUGAAACUGUUUACUUCGACAUCCUACAGUGAAGAAAACACUAACUAAAAAAAAAAGAAAGAAACGAAAAGAAAAAGUGGCUUCCUUUCCAUCGUGAGGCAACAAGGAAGUGGAAGUGUCAGUUUAAAAGAACAGGAAAAAUAGCGAGGUUGCGUUGUCGCUACAUCUUCAUCUGCGUUGCCGGGCAGUGACAAGCUUAGCGCGGCCACGUGACCCAAGCCGUCCUGCCGCGGCUCAAGUUUAAUUGCUACAAAAAAUCGGCUAAACCUAAACCGCGGCGAGUCACUACCCGAGGAGCGUGACGGCUGGAAGCGGAUUGCCGGUGGAGAGGCGGAGGAGGGCAAGGACCAGGAACGGAUAGAGAAAGUGAGAGAAAGAAAAGUAAUAACACCAGAAAACUACAGACAGGAAAUUUAUUAAAGAUAUAAAUAAAAGAGAUAACGAGAAAUACAAAGAAACUACAAUCCCGGUGAAUUGCAGAAAAAAGAGAAAGGAAGAGAAAGAUAAACAGCGGAAAAAGAAAACUAUCCCAGUGAAAUAAAUCCAGUGAAAGAAAGGAAAGAAAAGAAAAAGGCAGAAAGAGGGAUAGAAGGAAAAACUAGAAUCAGAGGAGUGGUGAAAUACUACAGAGGAAGAAAGAAAACAAUCCCACCGUAUACCAGACAGUGAAUGAGAGAGAAGACAGAAAGAGAGAUAGAAGGAAAAACUAACACCAGUGAACUACAAAGAAAGAAAAAGGAGGAUAACUAGAGGAAGACAGAAAACUACCCUAGCGUUUAAAACUGUGAAAGAAAUAGAAGUAAGGGACGGAAAGGGAAAUAGAAGGAAAAACUGAUACCGGAGGACUAGUGAAAUACUGCCCGGCCGUCACCACAAUACGACGCGGAAAUAAAGGAGUGCCAGCGAGUGAGAGGCGAGAGAGAGGGGAGAGAGGGAGUGAGCGAGGCGUCUCCCCUCAUCCACGCCUACCUGUCACCUCGGGAAAGUCAUUAAGGACACCAGGUCACACCCCUCCCCACCCCUCCGGCCGGACCGCCAGGUGGACAUGUAGAUCACCACCACGCACAGGUGUCCAGGUGACCAAUCGCCGGUCGAGGUCACCGCGAUAAGCAGGUCAGCGGCGCUUCAGGGAACAAAGAAAGAUGGCGCUAGCGGCGUGGUGGAGACGGGCGGCAGCGCUGGCGGUGGUGGCGGCGCUCUCCCUCACCCCCCUCCCCGCCCACGCCUGGUCCAGCAAGCGGGGGCGCGGGUCGGGUAAGGGAACAGGUGAGUCAGUCAACGACCCCGUGUGGGAGAUCCGCCACAUCCUCCCUGACCUUGACCUCGCUAACAACACCGUGACGGACGUGCGGGUCAACAUAGGCGAGGUGGCUUACCUGCCCUGCCGCUUCCCCCAGCUGUCCACCCUGCACCAGGUGUCGUGGUUCAGGCGCUGGGACUGGCACAUCCUGACCACGGGGAUCUACACCUACACCUCGGACCGCCGCUUCAACGUGCUGCACACCCAGGGCUCCGACGACUGGACGCUGCAGCUCAAGUACGUGCACAAGGCUGACAACGGAACCUACGAGUGCCAGAUGUACACGCAGACGGGGGUGUUGUCGCAGUUCGUCAACCUGCACGUACACACGCCCCACGCUGCCAUCCUCGGCCCCCAGGAGCUACACGUGCAGGAAGGGGACUCCAUCACCCUUGUGUGCAUCAUCCAACAGAGCAAGCCCGCCUUCGUGUUCUGGUACCACGGCGAGGGGAUGGUCAACUACGACGACACGCGGCACCGCCUUGACGUGAACACCCAGGCGGAAGGCACCAAGACGCAGUCACGGCUCACCAUCACGGACGCCAGACACACGGACUCCGGAAAUUACUCGUGCAUCCCCCCCAACGUCGAGCCCGCCUACGUGCUGGUCUUCGUCACGGAAAGAGGGGACACGGUGGCUGCGGUACAGAGACGCGGUCACUCCUCGGCCCAGCCUCUACUGUGCCCCGCCUUCUGGUCCUCGCCCUUCGCCUCCCACGCCACGCUGCUCCUCGCCGUGGUGGCCAGGGCAGUGUUCGCCCACCUCCUCCCCGCCAGAUGAUUUCCAGGCCUCGCAGCGCCGCCCACGAGGACAAACAACUAACAAACAACAGCUUUAGUGCCGCGUAGAGCUGAAUGACUGUAUAGUGGUGUGGGGUGUUAUCAUUGUUGUUAUUAUUAUUAUUAUUAUUAUUAUUAUUAUUAUUAUUAUUAUUAUUAUUAUUAUUAUUAUUAUUAUUAUUAUUAUUAUUAUUAUUAUUAUUAUUGUGGUGAUUAUUAUUAUUAGGUGUCUGUGUUUACCUCCGUUGAUAAUACUGACGAUAAUGAUAACAAUGAAUAAUGAUAAUGGAGGCAGUGAUGAUGAUAAUGUGAGUAAGGCUGAGUGAUGAUGGUGUGAGACGGUGAUGAUAAUAAUGAUGUGAAUAAGGACGACGAAGAUAAUAAUAGGAAUAAGGCAAGACAAACAAAGACAACUAUAUAUAUAUUACGUAUGUGUUGUGUAGAGAGAUAAACAAACAGACAAACAAACAAACAGAACAAGACAAAUAAAAUAACAGAAACCAAACGACAAGAAAACGUGAAUAUAUAUGUGUACGUUUUUAUAAUAUGUGUGUGUGUAUGUGUGUGUAUGUACGCGUGAGAACCUGUGUGUGUAUAUAUAAAACAAAAACAUGACAAUGAAAAAAAUGAAAAAAAAAAACAAGAAAUGGAGGAGGUAUCGUCUAUUCCAUUUUCCGUUUCGUUUUACAUAUUCUAUCCUUCCUUUACUUUUUUUUCCACACUAUAAAUAUGACAGCAUCGAGGAGCGGAGGGCUUCGGCGAGGUGGGUUACUGAUAUGUAAAUGUGUUCACUGGCUUUGUGUCGAGUAGCUGGGGGAGGAGGAGGAGGAGGAGGAGGAGGAGGAAGACUUUGGUGGCCUCGUCUGCAUAAUAUCGUUCUUGCCAUUCCUCUCAUGACCUCAGUGACUCCCCUUAGAAAUCCCCCCCCCUUCUCUCUCUCUCUCUCUCUCUCUCUCUCUCUCUCUCUCUCUCUCUCUCUCUCUCUCUCUCUCUCUCUCUCUCUCUCUCUCUCUCUCUCUCUAUCCGUCAGUCUGUAUAUCUAUCAAUCUCUAUCUCUCUCUUUCUCACAUUCACACACAUACACACAAACACUCGGAAACACAGACAUGAAAAAAUACACACACACACACACACACACACACACACACACACACACACACACACACACACACACAGAAAAAAACAUAA
Eriocheir sinensis (Chinese mitten crab) is the source of this 3961-nucleotide messenger RNA. Its product is annotated as zwei Ig domain protein zig-8-like. The record is from RefSeq and is a predicted model, not a curated record. Lineage: Eukaryota; Metazoa; Arthropoda; Malacostraca; Decapoda; Varunidae. Gene Ontology annotation, cellular component: neuron projection membrane. Gene Ontology annotation, biological process: synapse organization. The coding region runs from base 1836 to 2774 and encodes 312 amino acids. The transcript is spliced from 11 exons.